UGAAAAAGAAAAGAAAUUGGCAUAAACACGAUACUGGACAGACGACAGAGGUCAAACCUGUACAGAACGGGAGCCAAGUCUUUAUAAAGGAACUUCGAAGUCGUACUUUCCCAAGUGCUGAAGAUAUAGUCGUGAAAGUGCCAGGCAGCCAACUAACAACAGAGUAUUUGGAAGAAAAUGGCUUUGCAGAGCCCAUCCUCGUCCCAAAGAAGGAUGGCCUGGGUUUGUCCGUACCUGCGCCCACCUUCUACGUCAGUGACGUGGAAAACUACGUCGGACCGGAGAGAAGUGUUGAUGUCACUGAUGUCACCAAGCAGAAAGACUGCAAGAUGAAGCUCAAGGAAUUUGUGGAUUACUACUACAGUACAAACAGGAAAAGGGUCCUCAAUGUGACCAACCUGGAGUUCUCGGACACGAGGAUGUCCAGCUUUGUAGAGCCUCCAGAUAUAGUUAAGAAGUUGUCCUGGGUGGAAAACUAUUGGCCUGAUGAUGCUCUUCUGGCCAAACCAAAAGUUACCAAGUACUGCCUGAUCUGCGUGAAGGACAGCUACACAGAUUUCCACAUAGAUUCGGGAGGAGCUUCUGCGUGGUACCAUGUGCUGAAGGGAGAAAAGAUAUUUUAUCUCAUCAAACCAGCCUCUGCAAAUAUUUCUCUUUAUGAACGCUGGCAAUCGGCAGCAAACCACAGUGAGAUGUUUUUUGCAGACCAAGUAGAUAAAUGUUACAAAUGCACAGUUAAACAAGGACAGACACUCUUCAUUCCAUCAGGUUGGAUUUAUGCAACUCUAACACCCGUAGACUGCCUGGCUUUUGCAGGCCAUUUUCUACAUAGCCUAAGUGUUGAAAUGCAGAUGAGGGCGUACGAAGUAGAAAGACGAUUGAAAAUUGUCAGUCUGACCCAGUUUCCAAACUUCGAAACUGCGUGUUGGUAUAUGGGAAAGCAUCUACUAGAGACAUUCAAAGGUUUGCAUAAAGCCGGGCAACAACCUCCUGCUCAUUUACUCCAAGGAGCAAAAAUUCUCAAUGGUGCUUUCAGGUCGUGGACUAAAAAACAGGCUUUAGCAGAGCAUGAAGAUGAACUACCAGAAAACUUCAAACCAGCACAACUUAUUAAGGACCUUGCCAAAGAAAUAAGAUUAAGUGAGAAUGCUUCGAAAGCCAGCAAAGCAGACGUGAGUGCCAACACAACUGCCGAGGAGAUCUGUCCUGUGGAGAAGGAGGAGGCACCAUCACCCAUCGUCCAAGUGACGCCUCCACCCCCACCUGUAGAAAAGCUCCCUAAAAAAAAGACUCCCAAAACUGUGAAAACCCCCAAACAACUCAAGCCAUCCAAACCCCCCAAACCUCCCAAGCCACCCAAACCCCCUAAACCUCCCAAAACACCAAAAGUUAAGGGAGAAGGAAAAAAGAAAGGAAAGAAGGCAAAAGAGAGUCCACCGCCAGCCAUCCCGAAUCUCGACUUGCUGGAGGCACACACAAAGGAGGCUUUGACGAAGAUCGAGACGCCAAAGAAGGGAAAGGCUGCAAAGAAUGUUUUAAGUGUUCCCAAUAAAGAAGCUGCUAGCAAGCAGAAUGAGGUGGAGAAAUUUGAAGUUCGAGAGCAAAAUAAAAGCAAAACAGAAGCCAAAUGGAAAUAUAAGAACAGUAAACCUGAUUCACUUCUAAAAAUGGAAGAGGAACACAAAUCGGAAAAGACACCUUUAUCAGGAAAUAAGGACAACAAAUUUACAUUCUCUUUCUCUAAUAAAAAGUUGCUUGGUUCAAAGGGAGUCAAAACCCAGCUGAAUACUAGUGUGUUUGGGUCACUGCAGAAUUUUAAAGAAGAUAAAGCAAAACCUGUGCGAGACGAAUAUGAAUAUGUGUCAGAUGAUGGUGAACUAAAAAUUGAUGAGUUUCCAAUCAGAAGGAAGAAAAACACUACAAAAAGAGAACUGCCCUUUUUAUCAGAUAAAAAAGACACUCUGCAGCACACUCCUGUUAAGAAGCCAAAGGUGGAGUCGGUAUCAUACAAGAGUGAUGACUCAUCAGAUGAAGAUUUGCUUCACAUUGACACAGAGGCAAAGCCAGGGCGCAAUUCCAAAGUAAAGAAAGAGAGUGGAAGUUCGGCAGGAAUUCUUGAUCUUUUGCAGGCAAGCAAGGAAGUUGGGGGUUUAGAGUAUAACACCAACAG
Phaethon lepturus (White-tailed tropicbird) is the source of this 2170-nucleotide messenger RNA. It is a transcript of the gene PHF2, whose product is annotated as PHD finger protein 2. The annotation marks the transcript as partial. Gene Ontology annotation, biological process: protein demethylation; regulation of transcription by RNA polymerase II. NCBI's taxonomy places the organism in Eukaryota, Metazoa, Chordata, Aves, Phaethontiformes, Phaethontidae. The transcript is spliced from 15 exons. Gene Ontology annotation, molecular function: histone demethylase activity; transcription coregulator activity. The record is from RefSeq and is a predicted model, not a curated record.